Molecule: messenger RNA, 1368 nt
Organism: Aspergillus wentii DTO 134E9
Lineage: Eukaryota; Fungi; Ascomycota; Eurotiomycetes; Eurotiales; Aspergillaceae
Exons: 1
Coding region: 1-1368 (455 amino acids)
Source: RefSeq, a predicted model, not a curated record
AUGCAUCUUCCUUUUCUUCUUCUCGGCCUUUCGGCCAUAUCUGCUGCUUCCAUCCCCAAUGCCAACCAUAUCUUCAACGCCAUCCACUCCUCCAUGCGCCAAUGGGGUUCCUCCCUCAACCAUAAUGGCAUGUCGUUCUUCCUCGCCUCUGUCCCAGCUGGAACAAGGCUGUAUCAUGGAAGCUCUCAUCGAGACACUCUCCGCCAUAUUGGCUGGAUGGCGUUUGACCCUGAGCAUGCGCUUGUGUUUGCCCGUCCGCCUCGAGUCCCUGUUAACGUCAACGAUGCGCAGCAGCCCCUAUCCCAAUCUACAGAAAAUGCUGGCUGGCUUCAUACGUACGAAACUACAAGAGACAUACGACUUGUUUACAUCGAUGGACUUUCAGGCGGAAAGUCUCGCAUCGGAACUCUGGAUUCACAGGAUCGUAUUCUCUUCAACGACACUCUUCCUCCCGGCGGAGUCGGCCUGGAAUCGCAACGUGCCGAGGCAGUCUGUCGCAUCGCGUCUGAGGAGUGGAACGGCCGAAUUGAUGGUGUUAUUCGCAUGGCUGCUGGGUUCGAAAUCAUACUCUGUGCGCCUGAAGAUAACCUUGCCAUGUUGGAGGUAAAUAAAGCCAAGAUGGCACAUCAACAGAGUAGAAAGAAGCCAAAGAGUGGAAAGCCUGGGGAGUUAAUGCGAGUCGUCACUUCGAGAUAUGAUGGCAUUGGAGGCGAUCGGGCUGUUGUGAACUACGACCACUUUGUCACUGCAUACGACAGUGACCUUGAUCUCUUCGCUGGUAGCACCAUGCCUCGACUCAAUCACCUGCCGCUGUCUUGUCUUCAACGAAUCAGACAGCGUCUGACAGAGAUGGCCAUGCAUCACAAAAAUGGGCAUACGAAUUGGCAGGCUAUUGCCGAUAUGACGGUAAAGCAGUACGGGCGACGCCUACGAGAUCUCGUCUCUCGUUUCACAACCAUCGAGACGUUGUCAGCAGAGAUAUCACGCAUCUGGGCAUCAUAUCGGGAUCUAGAUAGGUCAAAUUUGGCCGAUGAGGUUGAACGAUGCGCUACUCGAUUCCUCCCGGGCGUACCUAAGUCGUCUAUUGCCUAUCGUGCUGUCUACAGCAUCAAUGAGCGUAUUUGCUCUGACCUAGCUAGUGUUUUGUACGAGGACAGCUUUGAUGCCGCCAUUCUUCGGCUCCUCGAGUUGAUGGACUAUCUUGGCUGGUCUGUUUGGAAAGAAUGCCAGGAUUGUCCGGAUGACGCAUUCUGUGCCAUUCCAAUCUGGCCUCAAGGCACAGUGGAGGAUCACGAACAUCCCCGAUGCCAGCCUUUCGACUCCGCCUACGAUGGAGCCAGCGACUACUGGGGACUGGUCUGGCACUGA